UAAUAGCGUACCAUGCACUCGACCGAUGUCGUGUCUCCCUGAACUUCUUGGUCGCAUCUUGACUGGACGUCCUUCAUUCCAUCAUGUUCUGGCAGUCGCGGUGGCUCAACGGUGGACACGAGCCGUCGAGUCGUCGUCUCAUGCUGCGUGGGGUGUCCUGUAGAGCGCGGAGAAGAAGCUGUUUGCCGCCAUUGCCAAAGGCAAGGAGGCCAAGCUUCGCAAGUACAUUGCCAAAUGCGACCCCAAUGUCAUGAACGAGGAGGGAUGGACACCGCUGCACGCGUCGAGCUUCCACGGCCAAGUCGAAAUCACAAAGUAUCUCCUAUCCAUCAACAACGCCGACGUGGAUCUCAAGGACGACAGGGGUCGCACGCCGUUGUAUUUGGCCAGCGAAGGCGGCAAAGCGGGUGUCGUGCAGCUCCUCGUGGACAAAUCGCUGGUCAAAACCUCGACAGAUAUUACAAACGAGGGAGGAAUGGGGCCUCUCCAUGUGGCGUGCUGGCAUGGACAUUUGAAAGUUGUGAAGAUCUUAGUCGCCGCCAAAUGCAACGUCAACCUCCCCGCGUGUCUGGGCUCAACGCCAUUGGACAUGGCAGCGUCCAGGGGACAUUUGGAAGUUAUCAAGUACCUUGUGCAAAGCCUAGCGAAUGUGCAUGCAUUGAACAAGAAUGGAUGGCAUGCACUACACACGGCAAGCUGGUGGGGUCAUGUAGAAGUCGUGCGAUUCCUCAUGCAAAUCUGCGAUCCAGCUCAAAAGACGUUGGCGGGAAAUACUGCGCUCGACUUGGCGCUCGAACACCGCCGACAUGACGUUGUGAGCGUUUUGCAAGCGAAAGAAGACGCCCACUUGACAUUGUUCGAUGCUGUGCGGCUGGGACGCGUGUGUUUAGUUCGAAAGUUGGUGCACACGGCCAGUAUCCAUGAUCAAAACGAGAAUGGUUGGACAGCAAUGCACGUCGCCUGUGCAAACGGCCACGUGGAUCUUGUGGCGUUGCUAAGUCGUUAUAUCGACGUGAACGUUCAAACCAAGGAUGGCGCGACGCCGUUAUAUGUGGCCGCGGGCAAUGGACAUUUGGGUGUGGUGCAGUUAUUGGUGACCAAUCUGGCCGCGGUGGUGACGCUUGGGCCAACGAGUGGAUGGACGCCGUUGCACAUUGCCAGUUCCAAGGGGUUUGUGGACGUGGUGCGCUACCUUGUCACAGUGCUUCCUAUGGACCUUCAGACGAAUCAUGGCUCGACGGCAUUGCAUUUGGCGGCUACGUAUGGCAAGCUCAACGUGGUGCAGUACUUUGCAUUGAAACGACCAGCAUUGGAUGCAAUGGACAAGAACGGGUGCAGUGCGCUGCACGACGCCAGCGCCAACGGCCAUGUGGACGUGGUCCGGUACCUCUUGCUGCACCAUGCGGCGGUGGAUUUAAAAAACAAUAACGGCCAAACUCCGUUAUACCAAGCCGCGCAACAUGGCAAAGUGGAAGUUGUGCGUGUGUUGCUGGACCACAACGCGGCGGUGGGGGCCGUUUCGAACAAUGGAUGGACAGCAUUGCACGAUGCGUGUGCGAAUGGCCAUCUGGACGUCGUUCAAGUGCUGGUGCCGUUUGUAGACAUCAACGUGCGCACCAAGGAUGGCGGGGCUACGGCGUUGUAUGUGGCAGCUGGCACGGGUCAAUUGGCUAUUUUAAAAUACCUGCUCGACCGCCAAGCCAACCCGCUGCUCGCGUCCAAGAUUGGAUGGACACCAUUGCAUUCUGCGUGUUAUAAUGGCCGCGUGGACGUGGUUCAAGUGCUGUGUGCAAGCAUGGGCCCUGACCAGAUCAACAUUCCGACCAACGCGGGGGCCACACCUCUGUACGUGGCAGCUGGAAACGGUCAGUUGACUGUGAUCCAGUACUUGCUAAACCACCACAGCGCCUCCAUCUGCCUCAAUACCCGCCAUCAACCUACAACGACGACGCCGUUGCAUCGAGCGGCAGCCAGUGGACAUGUCGAAGUGGUGAAAUGUUUGAUCCAAUUCAUGGACGUCAACACCCGCACGUUGGAUGGCCAAACGGCGUUGCACAAGGCGGCGCAGUAUGGCCACAUGGGCGUGGUGGCCCUCUUGAUGGCCAGCGGCAUCAAUUACGAGCUAGUGUCUCAUUCGGGAUGGAGUCCAUUGCACAGCGCAGUGUGGGGCGGGCAUCUCGAAGUCGUGCGGCUACUCGUGGAGCAUAUUGACGUGGACAUUCAGACGGACGGCGGCGCAUCGCCUUUGUAUGUCGCGGCUGGACGCGGCUAUGAAGCUAUCACAACGUUUUUGCUCGCAAAGAAUGCCAAUGUGACCCUCCCAACCAAUAUUGGAUGGAGUGCGCUGCAUGUGGCGUGUUCGCUGGGCCACUUUAGCGUGGCGUUGCAAGUGGCCGAAUAUGUCAACCCGAGAUUGUGCACAAGCAUUCGGUGGACGGCGUCCAAGGUCGCGUACCUGACAGGGUCGGAUGAAGUGCGCCGAGCGAUGGAGGACAAGAUGGCGGCGACGCUCACGAUGAAACGGACGGUCGUGCCGCGCCACCACAUGCCCAUGAAGGAACUCGUGGACGACGAAGAUGGCGACUGGGAGCGGACAAGUGAGCUCACGACCGAAGGCACCAUGUACUCCCUGGACGAGGACGGAUACUUUUGAUGUGGACCACGAUCGAUCGGUUGUGCGUAUUUAUUCUUAUAUAUAUAGAGACAGACCAACAGCAUUAAUAGAGUUAUUUUUUAUAUUCACAA
Messenger RNA from Aphanomyces astaci, 2745 nucleotides. RefSeq lists its product as hypothetical. The record is from RefSeq and is a predicted model, not a curated record. The transcript is spliced from 25 exons. Bases 251 to 2653 code for a protein of 800 amino acids. Lineage: Eukaryota; Oomycota; Saprolegniomycetes; Saprolegniales; Verrucalvaceae. Gene Ontology annotation, molecular function: protein binding.